Molecule: messenger RNA, 1086 nt
Organism: Durusdinium trenchii
Lineage: Eukaryota; Dinophyceae; Suessiales; Symbiodiniaceae
Source: the annotation of a GenBank genome assembly
AUGUGGCGCAGAAGGUUGAAGCUGACUGCAGUCCUGGCUGUGCUGCUAGCAGGGCUUUGGCUCUACCAAGGCUAUCAAGGUUGGGCCAACCUCAGCCGCUUCAACCUUACACAGCCCUGGUACCGACGACUUCCGGGCUCCACCGCUAUCGAAAGUUGGCUCUUGGGCACCCAUACGAUGGCGACGGUCCACGGAAGCCCAGUGGCCAUCACCAAGAGCACCUUGCAGAGAGACUUUGGGAUGGACGUUCUCCUGGUGAAUCGUGGGCAAACAUACCGAUUGCUCACGGCGUGCUUUCUGCAUAAUAGCAUCUUCCACAUCAUGUUCAAUCUUGGAUACCUGUAUACUUUGGCGCCUCUAGAGGUUGGCUGCCGUGGCGCCUUUCUAAGCACUUUCCUCCUCUCAGGCAUUGCAGGUAACCUUGCAUUCCUACACUUUGGCCAGGCGCGCUAUGCGUUGGGGGCCUCUGGAGGCAUUUGUGGCCUUAUUGGUUUUGAGUUGGUUUCCCUGCUGCGGAGUCGGCGCACCCGCGAAUUCAAUUUACUCCUCCGCUCCGCCUUUGGAAUGCUGGUGAUGGGGAUUUUCUUGCCAGGCAUGGCAGUGUUUGCUGCCCGUCACGCCGGCAAGCUUUCUUCCGGAAACCAGCUGAAGAACUACAGCUUGGCAGUUGAAUUCAACAGCUGUGCCACUUGGUGCCAUGCUGGGGGACUGUCCGCUGGCUUCCUCAUUGCCUUCCUGGUGGCACGCCGCAGCGGCUAUCGGGCACCCAUUCUGCCAUGGCCCUUGUUGAUGGGCUUGUUGUCCUUGGCACCAGCUGGGCGGGAGUUCCUGUCUCUUGAAUUGAAUCUGGGGUUGUCCGUGCAGGGUUCAGGGUGUCAAGCAAAUGAAAGCACCAUGCUUGAAACAGACAUCAUGACAUUUACAGUUUUGCAAGGGAUUUUGAAGGCUGGUUUGCACCUGUUUUUUUGUUCAGCACAUUGCUGGUUGAACGGCAUACCGCCUGGCAAAUCAAGCGUCCCGUCCAGCGUCCAAAACGGAAGGUUAGGUGCACUAUGCUGCACUUGUGCAAAGGUUUGUUUGACAUGA